AUGUUGCCUAUGGUGGCUCAGCGAGCCAACUUCCUUUUCGGUGGUUUCCCUCUCGAGCGUGGUUCAACCUUUAUUUUAUACGUUGAUAUUCAUGAUGUUCACUUGACAAUAGCGGAUGUGAUUCAAGAUGAUACUUGGGUGUUGGGUCGUUUAUAUACCCAACAUCCUUCUCCUAUAGUUAAGGCUAUCUGUGGCACCCCAGUGUGUUUGAAUGGUCGGAUUCAGGAUGGCUUUACAUGGAAGGGUAAUUUGGAUGUUUGUCAUGAUGCUGCUCCUACGAGGUCGUUGCUGCAUAACAGAGGUAUGCUAGACACUAAUAACUGCCCGAGGUGCCUCAAUAGUAGUGAAAGUAUCAUGCACUGUUUUCGAGAUUGUCCAUUUGUUAAGCAUCUUUGGCUUGCUCUUGGAUUUGACAAUAUUAACUUCUACUUGGGGAACUCUCUGGCCACUUGGCUCAGACAAGGUGCGUUUGGCGCAAAUAAUCAUUUAUUCUCUGCUGCUCUUUUGUGGAUUUGGUGCGCUCGAAACUCACUUUGUAUGGAGAAUGAGAUAAUUUAUAUUUUCUUCUUGAAGGUAAAAAUUUACAAUUUGACAGCCCUUAUUCGUUCUGUUUUCUCUUCGACAUUAUCCACAGAUAUAGGAGGUCGUUAUGUGACUUGGCAUCCAGAGGAGAGUAUGGCCGUUGUCUUGAAUGUUGAUGGCAACGGUUUUGGAAAUUUUGGAAUAUCUGGUUUUGGUGGCGUUGUUUGCAGGAAUGAUGGUAGUUGGCUAUAUUGGUUUGCUGGAAAUGCUGGUAUUUCCACAAUCAUACAUGUAGAGUUGUCAGCUCUGUAUUAUGGAUUGAAAGCAGCUUGGGAUAGAGAAUAUAUGGAUGUGAUUUGCUACUUUGACUCAACUCUGCCUAUUCAGUUAGUUUCAACCAUGAUGAAUCCCUCGCAUCAUUAUGCGGCAAUUAUUAGUAAUGUGCAAGAUUUAUUGCAAUGGAGUUGGAACAUUCAGUUAAAGCAUUUUGUUAGGGAGACAAAUUCAUCCGCGGAUUUCAUUGCUAAACUAGGAGCUGCAAGUUCUGAUAUUUGGCGUGAGUUUUUGGAGCCAUCGGAGGGUUUGCUUCCGCUGCUGCAGGCUGAUGCCCAGCAAGAGAUGCAUUACCGAGACUAG
This is a messenger RNA of Medicago truncatula (barrel medic), 1158 nucleotides long. RefSeq lists its product as uncharacterized. The coding region runs from base 1 to 1158 and encodes 385 amino acids. Gene Ontology annotation, molecular function: nucleic acid binding; RNA-DNA hybrid ribonuclease activity. Lineage: Eukaryota; Viridiplantae; Streptophyta; Magnoliopsida; Fabales; Fabaceae. The transcript is spliced from 3 exons. The record is from RefSeq and is a predicted model, not a curated record.